AUUCUUAGGCCUCUGACAAUUCCUGUAUAUUGAAGAAGAGAGAUAGAGGAAGAGUUACAUUUCUGAAAGGUGAAAAAGUUGAAUAAUUACUCAUUUUCUGGACUGUACUGGUUUUUCACUUCAGAAGAAACAAUGGAAAGUCAAGAAUUUAUUGUUCUGUAUACUCAUCAAAAGAUGAAGAAGUCAAAAGUGUGGCAAGAUGGAAUUCUGAAGAUCACUCACUUAGGAAACAAAGCAACGUUAUAUGAUGAUAAAGGAGCAUGCUUGGAAAGUCUGUUUCUUAAGUGCCUUGAGGUGAAACCUGGAGAUGACUUAGAAAGUGAUCGAUACUUAAUCACAGUUGAGGAGGUUCGAGUUUCUGGAAGCACAGUAAUGAAACAGAAUGUCACUAAAGGAGCACCGGGGUCAAGGAAGUUCAUAUCGUCUGGCCGAUCACUUGGAUGUCAGCCUGCAGGUUUAAAAAGGAAGUAUACUGGUUUUCAAGUACCACAUCAGGUCCCAAAGAAAAUGGCUUUUACAGAAAAUGAUAAAUCAGCGGCAUCACUUGAGGCUGAGAAACCUGGUGCUACCUUUUUUCCUCCAUUCUACAGCAUACCUGCUUUGUUUUCUCCUGUAGACAAGAAAGAUAUAAGUCAUAUGCCAGUAGACCUUGAGAAUACUGUCAUUAACAGGAACACAGAGGAGAAUGGCAUGCCUUCUUCAUUUGUUUCUACUUCAGCCUUCAAGAUUGACCCAAACAUGCUAAGCGAAGAAAAUUCUUUUUUCUCUCCUAUCAGUUCCAAAAGUCAGCAUUCCAUCUCUUUACUGACCAGUGAGCCUCACUGUCAAGAAGUUUCACAAAACAUCAGAAGCAAAGCACAGAUAUUAGCUCUUCUGAAGUCUAAAUCAACUAUUACCUGUAAAGACUUAAAUCCUGAGAUUACAGGACAGAUACAACCACAAGGAAGGUUAAAAAUUCCUGCUGAACCAAAGUACUUAAUUCAACAGGAAGAGUGUGCUGAGGCAAAGGGCACAGAAAAUUUACAUUGUGAGCAUCAGUCAGAAAAUACCAUGAAAAAUAAAAGCCAGUGGGCCUUUUAUCUACCCUCUCAGAGUUCACCUGAAUGUUCUACUAUAGAAGAGAAUGAUACAGGAAGAAAGCCUGAAGCCCCAAAAGAUAAUACAAAUUUGAACUUGAAAGACCUUUUGGUACAAAAAAAUGUACAGAUCUUUGAAUCAUGUGCUGAAAGGGGGGAAAAGUAUAAUGAAGACAAGCCAGUAAAUAAUAAUGAUCAAUUCUGGAAUCAAGAAAAAAAAAUAGAAAUUCCUUCAUUCUGUGAAAGGAGCAGUUUACUGAUUAGUUGUAGAAGUGCAGAAAAUGAUUUAUUAUCAAAAUAUGACAUUCAAGAAAAUAAAUUAUCUUUUAGUCACAAUGACAAGAUGUGCAUGGAAGGAUCAGUUUGCAUUAGAGAAAAUGCUCAGGAGGUAAAUCCAUAUAGAACACCAGGACAGGAGUACCAACCAGAGUCAUCUCUGGCAGAAUCAGAACAUCUACAAAUUGAAUCUUCUGUAGGUAACAACUCUGCAAUCUCUGAGGACAUUACAGACAUGUUUUCUAAAAGUGAUACUCAUAGUGACAGUCUGAAUACUUUUCAUGGACCUUCACAUCCAUUUCUAGAGGUAACUUUUAAUUUAAGCAGUUUUGAGACCAGUGAUACUGAGGAGGAAUCACAGGAAAGCAACAAAGAUUUCCAGGAUUCAGAGAGUUUGGAAAAGGAAAUUUUGGUUAAUGAUGGCAAUUCCUUUGUUCAAAAGAGCUGUGAGGAUAUAAACUGUCAAAAAAUUGAUAGUGAACAUUUACCACUCUUAACAUCUGUUGGUGGCAAAGCUACAGAGAUAUGUCCUAUUAAAGAGACUCUGCUGUCAGAGUUUUGUGAUAGAACUUGUGUGGGGUUUGACUCAGGACCUUAUAAAGAGAGAAACAGUGGAAAAGCAAUAGAGGAACAGUAUAGUGACACAUUAAGCAAUUUUGACUCAUCGUUAGAGUGGAAUGAUGUAGAUGGCAAAGAAGAUACUGAGAAAUCUAUCCAAAAAAUUGGAGUUAGCUAUGAUUUUGAUUCACCCUUGAAUAAGUCUGAAGGUAUAAACAGGAAUUUACAUAUUCCUCAUUUUUCAAACACAGUUACUAUUCAGACUCCUAAAAAUAAUGACAUAUCUUCAGAAGAUGCUCAACCUCAGUCUUUUAUUUUGGGAAGUGACUUAGACAAAAAUGAUGAACAGGUUUCGCCUCUAAUCUCUAGCAGUGACAACAGUAACCAACUAUUAAAUACCAAUCAGGAUCACUCUGAAUGUAUUGCAUGUGAUAAAUCAAAUACCCAAGUUUCCAAUUCUUUGUUGUACCUUCUGGGAAAAAACAAUCUUGUUUCCAAGACAGAAACACUUAUUCCUGAAUUUGAAGAUUUAGGAAGGAUUAGAGAUUUACUCCAUGACCAUAUUGAAGUUGAAACAGCAAGAAAAAGCGAACAAUCCUGGGAUAAUUCUCAAAAUUGUUCAGAACAUUCUGGAAUAGUAAAUAACAUGUCCCUCUUAAAGUCCUUGUCUGAACACAGUACAGCUUUAGAAAGCUUGGAAGUUCUGAAAAAGAAAAACACUGCUUUUCAACGACAAGGAACUGAACAGACAUAUGAGCCAGAUAGCAGUCCUGAAGCUAGGAAACCAUUUGCUACAGUUGUUUCACAAGCUCUAUCAGUGUCUUCUUAUCUAAAGCAGGAUUCUCAACAGAUGCUAAAAGAAAAUGAAGUUGAACCAAGUGAACCAUUUGAGUGUCUGCAAUUGUUUUCCUUGAGAAGUGAAGAAGAAACUGCUUUUCCAGCUGUUAUUCCUAAGCAAAUACGAAAAACUUGUGACCCUAAGUCUGUUGAGUUUCAAGGGCAUUAAGUGAAAGGAUCAGCUAGUAGUGGUUUAAUGGUCAGAGGAAACAGCUCACAGCUAGGAUGCAGUCAGUUUCCAGAUAACAUUGACUAUGAAAACUUCAUGACAGAUGCUUGCCUUCUGACACCAAAGUUGUCUAGCAUUUGUAUGCAGACUGACUUCUUGCAGGUAACAUCACCAGAACAAAAGAUCUCUCUGUCAAGCCCUGUUUCUACUUCUUUGAAUUCAAGAAAUGAAGACUUUGUGCAUGAGUUCUCUGAGGAAUCCCUGAAAGCAAGAACUUUACCUGGUGACUUUCUCUUCCUCAGCUUGGAGGAUACAUUCUGUUUUCUUUUAGGAAUGAAAAAAUUUAGUGCUCUGGAGAGUAAGAACCUUCAAAGGCUUCCAUUAGUAAAUAGAGGCCAAAUUCCUUUUACUACAUUGCCACUUGCUGAUGUGCCAGAUGACUUAGAUUCUUGUUCAUUUGUGAUUGACUAUGACACACAAGAGUCUUCUGGUUCUCCUGUGUUCAACUUGUGUGAAGAGUCAGCAGUUCUUCCUUUUAGCUUUGGGCCUGAGGACCAAAGUGAUACUUCUUCUGAAGAAUCUAGGAAAGUGACUUUGGGAGAUGUUUCACUGCUCCAUAAUAAGUCUGCUCAAAGCAAGUGGCUGAAAUAUCAAAACGUAUCUCAAUGCAACUUGACUGCUCUAAACAGAAUUGAUAAGGAAGUAAUGGAUGGAUGCUUUGCUGAGGCUGUUUCUGGGAUGCAUUUUAGUGACACAAAUGACAAGCAGAAGGAUGCUAUGAUUGACAGCUCUUCAGAGUCUGUGCAUUUGCAAAUGAUAAAGGACAUGCUCUAUCAACAGCAGCAGGAUUUUAGCAGUCAAGAUUUGUUUUCCAGAAACAAAGCACUUUCUUUGAAUUUAAAGCAGACUUCCAAGCCUGAGGAAAUUCAAGAUGUGUUAGGAAGGUCUGCCUGCUUCAACUACAGUGUAAAGGAUUUACAGGAGAUAAAUGGCUCUGAGCUAUGCUUCCCAAGUAGGCAGAAAAUAAAAUCUGCUUAUCUUCCUCAAAGGCAAAUCCACAUCCCAGCUGUUUUUCAGUCUCCUGCACAUUAUAAGCAGAUCUUUACAUCUUGUAUCAUAGAACAUCUAAAUAUAUUGCUGUUUGGGUUGGCCCAGAGGUUGCACAAAGCUCUUUCAAAAGUUGACAUAUCAUUUUACACAUCGCCCCAAGGAGAGGAUCUGAAAAAUGUAGAAAAUAAUUUGCCAUCUUGCCAUCAUAAUCAACCUGCCAAACUUAUCAUGGUUAAAAAAGAAGGUCCAAAUAAGGGUCGUCUCUUUUAUACAUGUGAUAGACCCAAAGCUGAUCAAUGUAAAUUUUUCAAGUGGCUUGAGGAAGUGACUCCAGGAUUGUUAACACAGGAAGAGUCUCGGCCCAGUAUGGUUUUAAGUGAUAUUAAGAGUAUUGGCUUGUAUUUAAGAAGUCAAAAGAUCCCAGUCUAUGAGGAAUGCCAGCUUUUGGUGAGAAAAGGAUUUGAUUUUCAGAGAAAACAAUAUGGCAAACUAAAGAAAUUUGCUACUAUAAAUCCUGAAUUUUAUAGUGAAACAAAAAGCAAACUUUAUCUUAAGCUGAGUCGGAAGGAAAGUUCUUCUGUCUAUGGAAAAGAUGAUCUGUGGGUGAUUUCAAAAACCCUAGACUUCGAGCUAGAUACUUUUGUUGCAUGUAGUGCUUUCUUUGGACCAUCAUCUAUCAAUGAGGUGGAGCUCCUGCCUUUGAAAGGCUAUUUCCCUUCUAACUGGCCCACUAACAUAGUGGUCCAUGCGUUACUGGUUUGUAAUGCCAGCACGGAGCUGACUACUUUGAAAAACAUUCAGGAUUACUUUAAUCCAGCUACUUUACCUCUAACACCACACCUAUUAACAAUGUCUUCAUUAACGACAGGUAGCAAUAAGGGGGUCAAUAGGAGAAAAUUUAUUCCACCAGCCUUUGCAAAUAUCAACACAAAAUUUGAACUACUCAGCCUAGAAGCGACAUUGCAAUUAGCUACUGAGUUUAUUCAGACACACAGCUUAAACAAGGACCAAGCUACAGCUCUAAUUCAAAUAGCUCAAAUGAUGGCAUCCCACAAAAGUGUUGAAGAAGCGAAGGAUCUGUGUACACAUACCCUGCCUAUCACAGUCAUACAUGGUGUUUUUGGAGCAGGAAAAAGCUAUUUGCUGGCAGUGGUGAUUUUGUUCUUUGUACGGCUAUUUGAAGAGAGUGAAGCUCUUACAGUUGGAAAUACAAAGACAUGGAAGCUUCUGAUUUCUUCUUCCACCAAUGUAGCUGUUGACAGAGUACUUCUUGGCCUUCUCAGUCUUGGAUUUGAAAAGUUUGUCAGAGUUGGGAGUGUUAAGAAGAUUGCCAAGCCAAUUUUACCCUAUAGUUUGCAUGCAGGCUCAGAAAAUGAAAAUGAACAAUUAAAAGAACUACAUGCACUAAUGAAGGAAGACCUGACUCCUGUGGAAAGAGUGUAUGUGAGAAAAAGUAUUGAUCAGCAUAAACUGGGGACCAACAGGACCCUACUGAAGCAGGUUCGAGUUGUUGGUGUUACAUGUGCAGCCUGCCCAUUUCCGUGCAUGAAUGACCUUAAAUUCCCUGUGGUAGUGCUGGAUGAGUGUAGUCAAAUGACUGAACCUGCCUCUCUCCUUCCCAUUGCAAGGUUUGAGUGUGAAAAACUGAUUCUCGUUGGAGACCCCAAACAGCUGCCUCCUACUAUUCAGGGUUCUGAUGCAGCUCAUGAAAAUGGAUUGGAGCAAACUCUUUUUGACCGACUUUGCUUAAUGGGUCACAAGCCAGUUCUAUUGAGAACCCAGUACCGUUGUCACCCUGCCAUCAGCGCUAUUGCUAAUGAUCUGUUUUAUGAGGGAAACCUCAUGAACGGCAUUUCAGAAACGGACAGGAGCCCUUUAUUGGAGUGGCUACCCACCCUGUGUUUCUACAACGUUAAAGGACUGGAGCAGAUUGAAAGAGAUAGCAGCUUUCAUAACAUGGCAGAAGCUGCUUUUGCACUCAAGCUGAUUCAAUCGCUGAUGGCAAGUGGAAUAGCGGGCUCUAUGAUUGGAGUGAUAACGUUAUACAAAUCCCAGAUGCAUAAGUUUUGUCAUCUACUUAGUGCAGUGGACUUUGACCAUCCCGAUUUGAAAACUGUGCAGGUGUCCACAGUAGAUGCUUUCCAGGGAGCUGAAAAGGAGAUCAUUAUUCUGUCUUGCGUGAGGACAAGACAAGUAGGAUUUAUUGAUUCAGAAAAACGAAUGAAUGUUGCAUUGACCAGAGGAAGAAGGCACUUGUUGAUUGUGGGAAAUUUAGCCUGUUUGAGAAAAAAUCGACUGUGGGGGCGUGUGAUUCAACACUGUCAAGGAAGGGAAGAUGGAUUGCAACAUGCAAGCCAGUGUGAACCACAGCUGGACCAUCUUCUUAAAGAUUAUGUUGAAAAACAAGCAGAAGAAAGACAAAAAAGUGAAAAAGGGAAAUCUAAAGAUAAAUCUCAUUCACUAAAAGACAUGGUCUAGGAAUUUUGUAUUUAUGUAAAUUGAGAUUCAUUUACACUAUAUAUAUAUUAUAUUUUUUAUUCACAACCCUUGUUAUAGAGAAAAACCUAUCUUCAUGAUAUUUAAAUAACAU
Molecule: messenger RNA, 6556 nt
Organism: Castor canadensis (American beaver)
Lineage: Eukaryota; Metazoa; Chordata; Mammalia; Rodentia; Castoridae
Source: RefSeq, a predicted model, not a curated record